Molecule: messenger RNA, 1166 nt
Organism: Gadus chalcogrammus (walleye pollock)
Lineage: Eukaryota; Metazoa; Chordata; Actinopteri; Gadiformes; Gadidae
Product: extracellular calcium-sensing receptor-like
Exons: 1
Coding region: 256-1095 (279 amino acids)
Biological process (GO): G protein-coupled receptor signaling pathway
Cellular component (GO): membrane
Molecular function (GO): G protein-coupled receptor activity
Source: RefSeq, a predicted model, not a curated record
UGGCCCGAAAGAAAGGUGAACCUGUCUGCUGCUUCGACUGCAUCCCUUGUUCAGAAGGAGAAAUUAGCAAUGAAACUGGUUUGUUUGAAAUAAAUAUAUUCAUACAAUGCACGUCUCUAGUCAAAAUAAAUGACCAAAGCCAAUAUUUACUUGUUGUUCUGAAUACAUUCCUGUUUGUUAGAUUCAACCGAAUGUACCAGCUGUCCAGGGAAUUUUUGGUCCAACCUCCAACGUAAUCACUGCGUCCCGAAAAGUAUGGAAUUCCUUUCCUAUGUGGAACCCCUGGGAAUCUCCUUGACCACUGCCUCAUUAUUUGGUGCACUUUUAUGCACCAUUGUUUUGGGAAUCUUCACCCAUCAUCGUACCACGCCAGUGGUUAGGGCCAACAACUCAGAGCUUAGCUUCCUCAUUCUGCUGUCACUCAAACUAUGCUUCUUGUGCUCCUUGUUUUUCAUUGGUCAACCAAGGCUCUGGACUUGUCAAUUGAGGCAUGCAGCCUUUGGGAUCAGCUUUGUUCUGUGUGUCUCAUGUAUCCUGGUGAAGACCAUGGUCGUUCUGGCAGUAUUCAAGGCCUCCAAACCAGGUGGUGGCGGUAGUCUGAAGUGGUUUGGGGUAAUGCAACAGAGAGGGACUGUUGUAUUUCUGACUUUAAUACAAGCAGCAGUUUGUACAACAUGGCUUGUGUCUUCCUCACCAGCCCCUCAUGAAAACAAAGGUUACUACAAUGAUAGGAUAGUGGUUGAGUGUGUAGUGGGGUCCACAGUAGGAUUUGGAGUAUUACUGGGCUAUAUUGGCUUACUGGCUGUUCUCAGUUUCUUGCUGGCAUUCUUGGCACGAAAUCUACCAGAUAACUUCAAUGAAGCCAAGUUUAUCACCUUCAGCACGCUGGUCUUCUGUGCUGUUUGGAUAGCCUUUAUCCCCGCUUAUAUCAACUCCCCUGGAAAAUAUGCCGAUGCUGUGGAGGUAUUUGCCAUUCUAUCUUCUAGUUUUGGCCUGUUACUUGCCUUAUUUGGACCAAAGUGUUAUAUAAUUCUCCUUAAGCCUGAGAAAAACACAAAAAAGGCUUUAAUGGGACGAGUCACACCAAGAUCAUAGAAAAAGUGCAAUUAAUUGUUGUCCUUUGUUGUUUUUUAAUUAAUUGAUUUAGUCAGUGAGUUUGUCAAUCA